GGGACUUCCAACAAACAGCUAGUGGCUUUAAAGCCACCGUCUCUCCAACCAUUUCUUUCACCACCUAUUGCUCCCCACCACUCAUUACACUGGCAACCACCACCACCACCUAAUAACUCCUCCCAUGCCAACCGUUUUGCUGAGGAUUUCCCUCAUCUGCCACCUCCUUAAGACCCUCCUCCACUACUUCCUCCCCAAGAAGCUUAGCUUCCUCCGCACCGCGAAGGUGUCGGCCCCCCGGGUGUUCAUCCUGGCGACGCCACCGGGAAUGGACCCGUCGGAGCUGAAGCGCGUCUUCCAGAUGUUCGACCGCAAUGGCGACGGUCGCAUCACGAAGAAGGAGCUGAGCGACUCGCUCGAGAAUCUGGGGAUCUACAUCCCCGAAGGAGAUCUCGAGGCCAUGAUCGAGAAGAUCGAUGCCAACGGGGAUGGGUGCGUGGACGUGGAGGAGUUCGGAGCGCUGUACCAGAACAUCAUGGACGAGCGGGACGAGGAGGAGGACAUGCGGGAGGCGUUCAACGUGUUCGACCAGAACGGGGACGGGUUCAUCACGGUGGAGGAGCUGCGGUCGGUGCUGGCGUCGCUGGGGCUGAAGCAGGGGAGGACCGUCGAGGACUGCCGGAGGAUGAUCAGCAAGGUGGACGCCGACGGGGACGGGAUGGUGAACUUUAAGGAGUUCAAGCAGAUGAUGAGGGGAGGGGGCUUCGCGGCCUUGAGUUAGAAUGGUUGAUGGAUGGAUGGAUUAAAGGAAACAAAAAGUACGAGAUCAAGAACUCGACAUAUGCAUGCAGUUUGUUGGUUCAUGGGAUUUGAUUGGUUUCAUCUUUUUGUUUAAAUUGGAUUUAUGUUCCUUUUUUUUUCCUUUGUUUUUUUGGCUGUAAAAGUUUUUAGUGUACAUGGGUUGUUCUUCAAUUUGGCUCCUUCCUCUUUAAUCAAUUUGGUAGAUGAAUGCUCUAAUGGAGCGUUAAAAA
This is a messenger RNA of Elaeis guineensis (African oil palm), 971 nucleotides long. Its product is annotated as calmodulin-like protein 3. The record is from RefSeq and is a predicted model, not a curated record. NCBI's taxonomy places the organism in Eukaryota, Viridiplantae, Streptophyta, Magnoliopsida, Arecales, Arecaceae. Gene Ontology annotation, molecular function: calcium ion binding.